GUGACUGUGUGAUCACGUUGCUGAUAGCCCAAGCACCAACUCAUCUGUCUGCCUCUCUGUCUCUCCUGUUUUUCUUCUAUUCUUUUAUUCUUUGAGCACCCUGUACUCUCCCCCUCCCUCCUCCCCUUAUAUUUCCCUCCCUCUCUUCUCCUCCCUUCCAGAAAACCCUUCCUGACGUGCCCAUUUUUCUCUCCCCGUAAGCACUAGAACACCCAUUUCUUCGUGAUAAAUAAAUAUAAGGUUUAGUUGAAUCGAGUUGGGUUGGAUUAUUGUGCGUCAAAUUUAAAUUUUUGCGCAGGGAUUUACUGAAAAAGAAUGACAAUGAGCAACAAUAUUGCUGGGCAGUUUGGUGAUACCACACUGACCAAGGUGUUUGUUGGGGGAUUAGCAUGGGAAACACCAAAAGAUGCCAUGAGAGAACAUUUUGAAAAGUAUGGUGAGAUUUUGGAGGCUGUGAUUAUUUCUGAUAAAAUCACUGGUAGAUCCAAGGGCUAUGGAUUUGUUACGUUUAAGGAGGCUGAAUCGGCAAAGAAAGCUUGUGAGGAUGCUUCACCCAUCAUCAAUGGCCGCCGUGCCAACUGCAAUCUGGCUUCCCUUGGUGCACGCCGCCCUAGGUCUGCAACGCCGGCCCCUCCUCAACAAGGACCUAACAUUAACGCUGGACCGAGGUCCACGCCAGCAGCGCCGGAAAAUCAUGUCCAGUGGUAUUAUCCGGCAGGGUCAGCUGCAGCAGCAUCGCCGUUUCAUCAUCAGCACCACCAAGCCGUUCCCUUUUACGGGUAUUCUCCAGCUUACAUUGCCACCGAUAUCAGCGGCAAUCAUAAGCUAAACUACACAGGCGGGUCCUACAUGAAUGGGCAUUUCUCUCAGGUGUAUCCAGGGCAAGCUAUGGUGGGUGCCAAUACAUUGAUGCCAAUGUACCCUUUUUAUCACUUCCAUCAAUCACAAGCUAUGGGCCUUCCUGCUGCCCACAUCUUUCCACCAACAACAGCGGGUCCCAUGACAACCGUCCCCACUAUCAUGUCCAAACCACCGUCAAUUGCUCCUCCUAGUGCAGUUUGCCUGGCUGUGGAAUAGGUACAGGCGGCGCAAGUGAAAGCUUUAAAAGGGAUGGAUAAGAGAGGGGGCACUGAUCAGUUGGCAAUAACAAAAGGAGAGGGGAGUAGCUGCUGCAGAACAACAUUAUUAUCAGAUCUGCUAUGGCUCUUCUUUCCACUGUUAUUUCUCAAGGAAAAAAGUAUUUAUGAUUCUUAGGUGUUUGAUAAGAUUCUUUCAUUCACUUUCUCUAUCUAACAUCUCAGCUUGAGCUGUGUGAACUAUUAGAACCAAAAAAAAAAAUUGUAAUUGAAUUACGUCAUGUAUGUUUGCCCAUAUCUUAUGGUUUACUUUUGAUGGAUUUCAAUUAACUUUUCUGCUUAAAAAGCCUGCAUCUUCUAAUAA
This is a messenger RNA of Populus euphratica (Euphrates poplar), 1440 nucleotides long. Its product is annotated as RNA-binding protein 24-like. Gene Ontology annotation, molecular function: RNA binding. The transcript is spliced from 6 exons. The coding region runs from base 316 to 1077 and encodes 253 amino acids. The record is from RefSeq and is a predicted model, not a curated record. NCBI's taxonomy places the organism in Eukaryota, Viridiplantae, Streptophyta, Magnoliopsida, Malpighiales, Salicaceae.